AAAGCUUUUUCCCUGAGCAUGCACCCCUGUUUGCUUCCUCUUUCUUUCUUCGUCUUGCUAAUGAUAGGCAACUCCAUCAUGGUGAUUUUGGAGCUGCUGGAAAUCUAGCUUUGUCUACUGAAACAUUUCUACGGAAACCUUUAUAGGCAAAGGGAGCCAGAGAGCAAGUCUGCUUUAAGCAUAAUGGUGUCUGGAGUUUUCUUCUCUGGCUGGGAGGUGUAACUGUGGAGUGUACAGUAAUUAAUUUAAUCCAAUGUUGAGAGAGAAAGAGGAAGAAUGAUUGUAUCACGAAAAAAUAAGAGUCUUUUUAAAGUAUCAGAUGUAAAAUUGAAGCAGCCAUUUCAAUGACCUUUGUGAUUUCUAUUUCAGACAAAAGGCAGCAACCUAGUACAAGGGUAUCGUUUGUCUUCUCCCAACCUCAUCCUUUGUUCUCCUUGGGUUUAGCCUGUCACUUCCUAGGGUUUGGCUCUGUCCCUUGUUGGGACAGCAGCACUUCUCACCCGUGACUCUCAGAAGUGCUGUACCAGCAGCUCCGACACCCAGCGAAAGAUUUCUCAGGAUGCCAGAGCCAGCAAAGUCAACCUCAGCCCCCAAAAAGGGCUCCAAGAAAGCUGUGACAAAGACCCAGAAGAAGGGCGAUAAGAAGCGGCACAAAAGCAGGAAAGAGAGCUACUCCAUCUAUGUCUACAAGGUGCUGAAGCAGGUUCAUCCUGACACUGGCAUCUCCUCCAAGGCCAUGGGCAUCAUGAACUCCUUCGUCAAUGACAUCUUUGAGCGCAUUGCUGGAGAAGCCUCCCGCCUGGCCCAUUACAACAAGCGCUCUACCAUCACCUCCCGGGAGAUCCAGACAGCCGUGCGCCUGCUGCUCCCAGGAGAGCUGGCCAAGCAUGCUGUCUCUGAAGGCACCAAGGCUGUCACCAAGUACACGAGCUCCAAGUAGCCAGACAUCACCUCUGCAGCGGGACCAUCAAACACCAGGCCCUCCAUGCAAGCACGGGUAAGCAGCCAUGGUCUGGAUAAAUGUCACAGCUAUUAUCCACAGCAAUUUGCAGCCUUGGGAUGGGCAUGAAAAGCUGCCCAGUGGAAGAGGAGACAGUGAUCUGGAUGUCAGCUGAUUUUCAUAGUCUGUUCAGGACGUGGAAAGGAUUUGUCAAGGCUCACGGAGGAGGCUCUUGCUUUCACAUCUCAUUCAAAGAACUGACCAACCAUACUGUAUCCAGUCUCCUCUGUGCUUAGCAAACACACAUGUUUGGUACUGGCAGGGGAGACUGGCAGUGACAGACACCAUCCCUGAAGUCUUCCUGUUUGACUGCUUUCUCACAGUCAUCUGAUACGGGCACUGAGGAGUCAGCACUGGCAUCCUCUCUCAUAGCCUGGAUCCCUCCUAAUGUGCUGUGGCUCAGCCCACCCUGUGCUGGCAGAAGCAACAGCUACCAGGCACACAUUGAUUCAACAGCUAUCUGUGCUUGACAGCCUGUUUUAAAGAGCAAACCUGGCAGGCAGGCAGAUGCCCAAGUUGAUACCAAGUGCUAAUCCUCCUCAUUGCUCCCGAUGGAUGAGCCAUGGAGCAGGCUGAGGGUGCUGGCGCUGCCUCCACCUUGUGCCAAGGUGGAGAGAUGGACAAGGCGAGAUGUUGGGACUGGGUCACCACCUUUCCUGGCUGCUGCUUUGCCUGCUUUAGGACUUGCUUUGAUGUGCAAGACUUUGCUAAUUCUGCUGCUUUUUACAGACUUUUCCUGCCUUGACGCUGCCUGGGCGCUCCCACCGUAAGUGUGGGUGAGAAGGGGUGGGGCCCAUGAGUGUCCCCUCUCCUGUGAGCUCUAGGCUGGUACAGGACAAACAUUAGAGAAGUGUUGGGAGGGGACUGAGGAUUUGGGAAGGCAUCUGGUAUGGGAGCAGAGGUGGGUAAUGCAUUUUGGGGGGGAAAGAGGCUGGCUCCCUGCAGAGAUCACUGCAGGCAGCUCACCUGGCCCUGCCUUCCCUGCUUUGUUCAGCAGUUAGAAAGCAAAACCAAAAACUGGGGUUGGGUGGAUGUAUAGGGACACUUUCCUGCAUCCCAGGUAUUUUAAAGAUUACUCCCCACAUCUUCUCAAAAUCCACAGUAAGGUGAGCAAUAAUAGAAUCUUGUUAAAAGCCAUAGAGAUUAGUGGAGGCAUAUCCUGGUUACAGGUUUAUCUUGCCCAGACUGCUGGAUAGCAGAAGAGCAUGUGUAGCACUGGUGUGAAGUUGAAACUUCCCACUCAAAACACAAAAUUAGCCAACAUUAAAAAAAAAUCAAAGUCUCUGGUAGGCAGUAAUGCUUAGAUAAAAAAUAUGCAUGUCUAAAAUAACAACAGUUUUCCGCAACUUAUUCUGUAAAUAAAAGGAGCAGCAAAGGCACAGGAUCCAGAACUAAGUGCAGAUUCUCCCUAAACUCCAAGACCUUGUUUUUAAUCAAAAAGUAAAUUCAUACUCCAAAAUAGCAGCCUUGCAGUACAUCUCUAACUUUCCCCUGCAUUUAUCUCUAUCAUGUUUCUUUAUGCUUUGAGAGUAAUUGGAACCUUUAAAAAAUUUAGAUUGCUUUUGGAACUGUAGGACUCUGCCUCUCCAGAAGAUUCAGUUAUUCCUUGGUUUUAUAAUAACAUUGCAGUCAUUUUUCAGUUGGUCUGAGGAGAGGACUGCAUAGACCUGCUCAACCAAGAGCACCUCAGAAACCCAAGAGCAGCCUGAACGUGCGAUCUCUGUGCAGGAGUAAAGGUCAAGUUGUUUAUGGGCUGCUCCCAGCCCCCUGCAUUGGUUUGAACACCCCACACCUGAAAAGGGACUUUCCUACCGCACUCUGCUCAGUGAUAACACGCAGCUGUGUUUCAUAGCCUAAUGCCAGCAGGAAUGUCUGGUGAUAUCUCUCAGAAAGAACAGCACCUGGUUAGCUGGCUGCCAGGACCCACAAGGAGCUGCUCCCAGCAGCAGCACCUGUACUCAGCAGUAUUGGUAACCUGGGCCACUUGGCCAGGACACUUUGGAGGUGACAGCUUAUUACUUACUUUUGUUUUCCAAUCAAAGACUCAAAAUCAGAUGCCAAAGAUUAAAAUGUAUCUGCAGUGGGCCUAAAGCCACCAUCCUUGGCCAUCAGAAAUCCAGACAGUGGAUGAUGCAUAAGGGGAAUAUAGGGAGUGAAGGACUGGUUGACAUUGCUGUAGCUUUCUUCUUCUGUCCCUAUGAGCUGCAGGUCAGAAUUCACCCCCCUGGGGAGUCAUCUUGAAGGUAGAAAUUCAAAGUGGAAUAAACUUACUCCAGCCUAAGCAAUGUGUGCGAGCCAGGGCACACAUCUCCUAGGAUUACUUGGCACAGCCUCUAAACCCUCACUCUUUUGAGCAGAGCAGAGUCCUGCUUCAGUCUCCACAAGCUGCAAGAAAUCAGGAAAAUAAAAUGAGAUUUCAGUCCUCCAGGGUCACCUGGGUGGCUUGAGGAGCCAGGAAUGAGGCUGGUCUUUUGGGCAAGAGCUGCUCACCCCAUACACCUACUCACAGUACUGGUCCCAUUUGCUUCUGCCAUUGUUGCCACUCUCCAUUUUUGGAGCUUGUUUCAGAGAGAAGAGAGACAGUGAUUUAAGGCUACAAAAAUACCUGAAGACUUAAAGAGGAUUUUUAUAUUGUCUAAAGCUGAGUGACUGAGACUGAUCACAUCCAUCCAUUUAUAGUUUAGGUUGUCCUUGCACACAUCAUUUGCUCUUUAGUCUCCCUUUGGUAUUUUUUUUUACUUGCCCCUGACAAUGUGAAGCACAGGAUUGAGGAACUGAUCCAUGUUAAAAUGAAAAAGUUUUUUUUUUCUCUUCUUGAAAGAUUUGUUUUAACCCAGUUCUGGUGGCUGCUCUGUUCUGUCACUGUUGUACAGACACUUGUGCCAGUGAAAGGAAGGGAUGAUCCAGGAAAGGCAAGGCUGGUAUAAGCUAGGACUGACACAGAAAGCAGUUGGGAAGUUAAUGGCCCUAGUGUCAAGGGAAAAUGAAGAAAGGAAAUCUGAGUCUCCUGCAGUGGUUGAGUUAGCAGCAAAGAUGAGGCUUUUAAAUAUGCCACUAUGGGUGUUACCCAUGCAGUGUCC
Manacus vitellinus (golden-collared manakin) is the source of this 4080-nucleotide messenger RNA. RefSeq names its product histone H2B 5. Gene Ontology annotation, molecular function: structural constituent of chromatin; protein heterodimerization activity; DNA binding. The record is from RefSeq and is a predicted model, not a curated record. The transcript has 2 exons. Bases 560 to 940 code for a protein of 126 amino acids. Gene Ontology annotation, cellular component: nucleosome. NCBI's taxonomy places the organism in Eukaryota, Metazoa, Chordata, Aves, Passeriformes, Pipridae.